AUGGACGAGCCUGCAAUUACUCGAGAGCCCAUUAGGAAGCGUGCCAGGAUCGGUAACAAGUGCGAUCCGAUAUCGUUUCCGAGCACCGGUAUCACCUCGCUACCCGUUGAAAUCAUCUUCGAAAUUCUCUCCUAUCUCCCCGCCAAGGAUCUCUGCGUGGUCGGCCACGUGUCCUUACUGUUCAACCGACUCGCCUACGAUCCGUUUCUAUGGCGAACUUACGAGGUGACGAACAGCGAACAAGGUACGGACGAGGUGAUCAAGGAGCUGAAGAGGAUGCCUAUGCUGAGGAAGAUCAGCUUAAACGUUCGAGCGGACUGCGACGAUAUCCUGCGGCAGCUCUCCCUGACGAACAAAAAACUGGAGGAGCUGCACGUUUCUAAUUGCACAGGUUCCACGUCGAAAUUGUACCUACGCUCGGGACAUCUGAUCCGCAUACUGGAGAGAUGCCGUAAUUUGCACACGAUCAAUAUAUUGGGCAGUCGAUUUCGCGGCCGGAAGUUCUAUCGACUGUUGGGCGACAUGGGUGCACGAUUGAGGUCCGUCCACACGCCAGCCACCGGGUCACAGUUCUGCACGUUCAUCAAGCACGCGAGCCAGAUCAGCGAAAACGAUCGCGAGACAAUCUGCUCGAUGUACAUUGGCGCGAAAUGUUGGGCGCCCUUGUACUACUUCGUCGCGAAACGAGCUGACCGUGUGUCUACAGCUCUCAUCAGCUAUCUUCACAACGAUAUUGUGCUGAUCGACGCCGAUCGACCACCUCGUAAGUUCUCCAUUACGGAUAGAAGAAACUCGUGA
Molecule: messenger RNA, 798 nt
Organism: Habropoda laboriosa
Lineage: Eukaryota; Metazoa; Arthropoda; Insecta; Hymenoptera; Apidae
Exons: 3
Coding region: 1-798 (265 amino acids)
Molecular function (GO): protein binding
Source: RefSeq, a predicted model, not a curated record